UUAUUAAUUAUAGCUCCAUCACAAGAACUAUAGUUCAUCAAUUAUUGGACCCUCUCUCUUCACACUUCAUUUCAUUUCUGUGAUUAUAGUUUAUAGCUAUGGAGAAUUCUUCCAAGUCAAUAAAACUAUUCCUAAUACUCAUAAUUCUCAGCUCAUUAUUACAACUAAGUAAAGCAUCUAAUCCACUCACAAAGCUGAGAUUUGACGUUAAAAAUGGUGAGUUUAGGAUAUUACAGGUUGCAGAUAUGCACUAUGGAGAUGGAAAAAUGACACCGUGUGAGGAUGUGUUACCUGACCAGAUGUCCACGUGUUCGGAUCUGAAUACAACUGAUUUUAUUAUACGUAUGAUUCACAAAGAGAAACCUCAUCUCAUUGUUUUUACCGGGGACAACAUUUUUGGAUUUGAUGCCAAGGAUGCUGUAAAAUCCAUGAAUGCUGCUUUUGCUCCUGCAAUAUCUUCAAACAUACCAUGGACUGCUAUAUUGGGGAAUCAUGACCAAGAAUCUACACUUUCAAGGGAAGGCGUGAUGAAACAUAUUGUGGGCAUGAAAAAUACUUUAUCUCAGUUGAAUCCUCCUGACAUUCCUGAUAUUGAUGGUUUUGGGAAUUAUAAUCUGGAAGUCCAUGGGAUCGAGGGUUCCAAGCUGGCUAAUAAGUCCGUUCUCAAUCUGUAUUUCCUUGACAGUGGAGAUUACUCUACUGUUCCGUCCAUACCUGGUUAUGGUUGGAUUAAACCCUCUCAACAGUUCUGGUUUCAACGCACCUCUAAGAAGCUUAAGAGAACUUAUUCUAAGAAGGCUCCUGCUCCAGGCCUUGCUUACUUUCAUAUUCCGUUACCUGAAUAUGCAAACUUUGACUCAUCAAACUUCACUGGGGUUAGACAAGAAGGCAUAAGCUCUGCUUCGAUAAAUUCAGGCUUCUUCACUACUGUGGUGGAAGCUGGUGAUGUAAAGGCCGUAUUUGCGGGCCAUGAUCACAUAAAUGAUUUUUGUGGCAAGUUGAUGGACAUAAAUCUUUGCUAUGCUGGAGGCUUUGGAUAUCACGCUUAUGGGAAGGCUGGAUGGUCAAGGAGGGCAAGGAUGGUAGUAGCAUCUUUGGAGAAAACAGGAAAAGGAGGGUGGGGAGCUGUCAAAUCUAUUAAAACAUGGAAGCGACUUGAUGAUGAACAUCUUACUACCAUCGAUACUCAGGUGCUCUGGAGGAAGAGCUCUGCCGGUGCUCGUAGAAAAAAGCCUAUCGGCCACCAGUAAGAAGCCUUAUUACUGAAGGAUGAGCACAUAUUGGUAGCAGAGGCUUCUUAAAUUUGCUUAUACUGGAAAAGUUUGUACGUGUUAUCAGGGUUUAUUUACUCGGGUCAAAAGUUCUUUAACGUGUAAUGUUAAAGGUGAUAUAGGAGCAAUAUAUGCAGGUCACAGUCAGAGACUCAAAUAGCGACCCAAUUAUGUAGUGAAGAAAGAUUAAUACAGUUUGUGUUUCAAAGAGAUGUACUACUAUAAAGAUGUUCUGCCUUUCUUCUU
Messenger RNA from Lycium barbarum (goji berry), 1517 nucleotides. Its product is annotated as probable inactive purple acid phosphatase 29. Gene Ontology annotation, cellular component: cytoplasm. The transcript is spliced from 4 exons. The record is from RefSeq and is a predicted model, not a curated record. Lineage: Eukaryota; Viridiplantae; Streptophyta; Magnoliopsida; Solanales; Solanaceae. The coding region runs from base 99 to 1250 and encodes 383 amino acids. Gene Ontology annotation, molecular function: hydrolase activity, acting on ester bonds.